Argentina anserina (silverweed cinquefoil) is the source of this 2998-nucleotide messenger RNA. Its product is annotated as ATP-dependent DNA helicase At3g02060, chloroplastic. Lineage: Eukaryota; Viridiplantae; Streptophyta; Magnoliopsida; Rosales; Rosaceae. Gene Ontology annotation, molecular function: ATP binding; nucleic acid binding. Gene Ontology annotation, biological process: DNA repair. The transcript has 14 exons. The record is from RefSeq and is a predicted model, not a curated record. The coding region runs from base 110 to 2503 and encodes 797 amino acids.
GGGUAGAUAUCUUCCACAUGGCAGUGGGGUGAGCCAGAGCUUGGGAGUGAAAAUAUGAAGAAAGUAAAACCCCUCUAAAACCCCCCAAGUUAUCCACUCGGGCCGGACCAUGGCUCUGCUCCUCCCAAACCCCCAAGUUAUCCCUUCUUCUUCUUCUUCUUCUUCUUCUUCUUGUUAUUAUAGGAGGCCCUCAAAUCGGCCGUGCAGACGGUUGAGCGUCCAGAACAGCCUGGGCCUUUCGAAUUCAGUUUCCACGAAAACGAAAUCGAGCAAAAAGCGUGUCCAAAUCGAGGCAGACUCGGACGCCAUAUCCAUUCUCAAUGAGAGAAUCCGGCGGGAGCAGAGAAAGGAAUCGGCUGCGCCGAUGGAGGCGGAGGAGGCAGACAAGUACUUGGAGUUGGUGAAGCAGCAGCAGCAGAGGGGCCUCCAGAAGCUCAAGGGCGAUCUCAGUUACAAGGUCGAUCCCUAUACUCUUCGUUCCGGUGACUAUGUCGUCCAUAAGAAGGUCGGCAUUGGUCGGUUCGUUGGAAUCAAAUUCGACAAUGCAAUUGAAUACGUGUUCAUCGAGUAUGCUGAUGGCAUGGCCAAGCUUCCUGUCAAGCAGGCCUCUCGCUUGCUCUAUCGUUACAAUCUCCCCAACGAAAACAAGAAACCUCACACAUUGAGCAAACUGAACGACACCAGCGUGUGGGAGAGACGAAAGACCAAAGGAAAGAUUGCCAUUCAGAAAAUGGUUGUUGAUUUGAUGGAGCUCUAUUUACAUAGGCUCAAACAAAGACGCCCUCCCUACCCUUUUACCCCUGCCAUGGCUCAUUUUGUUUCUCAGUUCCCGUACGAGCCCACUCCUGAUCAAAAGCAGGCUUUCGUUGAUGUUGACAAAGAUUUAACAGGCAGAGAAACUCCAAUGGACCGCCUAAUUUGCGGUGAUGUUGGCUUUGGCAAAACUGAAGUUGCACUCCGUGCCAUCUUUUGUGUUGUUUCUGCUGGCAAGCAAGCUAUGGUUCUUGCACCCACAAUUGUUUUAGCCAAGCAACAUUUUGAAGUUAUCUCUCAGCGAUUUUCUAUCUACCCCAAUAUCAAGGUUGGCCUUCUUAGCAGGUUUCAGACAAAAUCAGAGAAAGAUGAGCAUCUAGACAUGAUAAAGAACGGUCAUUUGGACAUAAUUGUCGGGACACACUCACUUCUUGGAAGUCGUGUUGUGUAUAAUAAUCUAGGCCUGCUUGUUGUUGAUGAAGAACAGAGGUUCGGCGUCAAACAGAAAGAGAAGAUUGCUUCAUUCAAAACAUCAGUUGAUGUUCUUACUCUAUCUGCAACACCCAUACCGAGAACUCUUUAUUUAGCAUUGACUGGUUUUCGUGAUGCGAGCUUGAUUUCAACUCCACCUCCAGAAAGAGUCCCUAUAAGAACCCAUCUCUCUGCAUACAGUAAAGAAAAAGUACUAUCAGCAAUUAAGUAUGAGCUAGACCGAGGUGGCCAAGUAUUUUAUGUUUUGCCUCGUAUCAAAGGACUUGAAGAAGUCAUGGAAUUUCUUGAACAAUCGUUUCCUGAUAUUGAAAUAGCUAUUGCCCAUGGGAAGCAAUAUUCAAAGCAGCUAGAGGAAACCAUGGAGAAAUUUUCACAAGGCACAAUCAAGAUUCUUACAUGCACUAAUAUAGUAGAGAGUGGGCUUGACAUUCAGAAUGCAAACACCAUUAUAAUUCAGGACGUUCAACAAUUUGGCCUUGCACAGUUGUAUCAGCUUCGGGGAAGGGUGGGGAGGGCAGAUAAGGAAGCUCAUGCACACUUAUUUUACCCAGAGAAGUCACUUUUAACUGAUCAAGCGUUGGAGAGACUUGCAGCACUUGAGGAAUGCUGUCAACUUGGGCAAGGUUUCCAACUUGCAGAGAAGGACAUGGGAAUAAGAGGCUUUGGUACCAUCUUUGGGGAGCAGCAGACUGGGGAUGUCGGAAAUGUUGGCAUUGAUCUCUUCUUUGAAAUGCUGUUUGAGAGCUUGUCUAAGGUUGAUGAGCAUAGAGUGGUUUCAGUUCCUUACUGCUCUGUUGAGAUUGACAUGAAUAUAAAUCCGCAUCUCCCUUCUGAGUACAUAAAUAACCUCGAGAAUCCCAUGGAGAUAAUUCAUGAAGCUGAGAAAGCUGCCGAGAAGGACAUCUGGAGUUUGAUGCAAUAUACUGAGAAUUUACGCCGCCAAUAUGGAAAGGAGCCACACUCUAUGGAAAUUCUAUUGAAAAAGCUUUAUGUGAGGAGAAUGGCAGCAGAUAUUGGAAUUACAAAGAUUUAUGCUUCCGGAAAGAUGGUGUUUAUGAAAACAGUUAUGAAUAAACAGGUUUUCAACCUGAUUACAGAUUCAGUGGUUUCUGAUGUUCAUCGAAAUUCUUUGGUUUUUGAGGGUGACCAGAUCAAGGCAGAACUUCUUCUAGAACUGCCGAGAGAACAACUCCUAAACUGGAUAUUUCAAUGUUUGGCUGAGCUACAUGCUUCCUUACCUUCCCUCAUAAAGUAUUAGUAACUUAUGGAGAUUGCAUUGUUUAUGACGCGGUACACAAUAACUCGCACAAUUGCUAUACUUCAACAUGGCAUAUGGGGUAGUAGAAUGAGAAAAAUCUGUCCCAGUUUUGACUGAUUCUAGGUUUCAACUGAUAAUCCAUCUGAUGUUGCUAACCUGAGAUGGCCUUGCAUGAAUCAGCAGAUGUUCAAAUUCAUCACACAUUGAUUGCUACACCAAUGUUUCCAAACAAGCGCUUCAUCCUUUGCUGGGUUCUCAUGGUAGCAAAUAAUUUGAGGUAACUAAUGGAAAAUAGGCUAUGGAUUCCGCAGUGACAUCGGUAUCAUCGUGCAUAUGCUAUCUGCCUAUCUGUAUAAAGUAUGUCGUCGUCCGCUGUUAGAUUUCGCGUAGCCUAGUUGAACAGGCCCACACUUGUAAUCAAAUGUCUUGAGGAGGUGAUCUAGUUUCAAAUAUUCAUUAUAGCACAGAAUGAUAAUUCGAAUUUUCGGAGCGACA